Messenger RNA from Cololabis saira (Pacific saury), 1579 nucleotides. RefSeq names its product C-C motif chemokine 3-like 1. The record is from RefSeq and is a predicted model, not a curated record. Gene Ontology annotation, molecular function: CCR chemokine receptor binding; chemokine activity. The transcript has 3 exons. Bases 68 to 343 code for a protein of 91 amino acids. Lineage: Eukaryota; Metazoa; Chordata; Actinopteri; Beloniformes; Belonidae. Gene Ontology annotation, biological process: G protein-coupled receptor signaling pathway; inflammatory response; neutrophil chemotaxis. Gene Ontology annotation, cellular component: extracellular region.
GUUACCGUCACAACAGAACGACAUCAUCCUCCAUCCUCCAUCAUCAUCGUGUUAUCGUGAGAGCAUCAUGAAGACCUUCUGCUUGACUCUGGGGCUCCUGCUGCUCACCUUCCUCUGCUGUAAUGCUACAUCUCCUGCAGUGGAAAUCAGUACAGUUCCCAGAAUGUGCUGCUUCAGUUUUAGUAAGGCAAAAUUUCCUCUGAAACGUGUGACUGACAUACGGAUGACUCACAGCUCCUGUUCACACAAGGCAUUCAUAGUUACAAGUGUUUUGGGACGAAAGAUCUGCUACAAACAGGACAUGGAGUGGGCCUUGAAGGUCUACAGACAACACCAGCACUAACAGCAGGACUGAAGACCUUAUUUUUUCUUGUGUAUGUGCAGUACGUGCUUGAAGGUCACAUAAUUGCCAUUGCUGACAUUGUUGUCUGAUUUUCCUGGUUCAAAUGAAUGAACUUAUUCUUUGUAUUAAUUAACUACAUCUUAUUUUGUGGCCAAUUUAGCUGUUUGUAUGUAUUUUGUAUUUUCUUAGGAGAAUAUGUGUUCAUCAUUACAAAUCAUUGGUGACUGAGCUAAAUCAGAUAAAUAAAAUCAAGAUAUAUUUAACUGCUUAUAAUCAUCUUCUUCAUAUUGUUACUGAUUAUUCUGUAUACAGUAUUUUACUUUCUGACAAGACAUUGCUCUUCAUUUUAAAUUGUUGGUCUCCUGACAGUUCACUGACAUAACGCAUCACUCAAAUCAAAGUACAAUUAUCUUACAUACAAAUACAUGCGUGUAGUAAUUAAUAGUGUAAAAGUACGUAUUGCUAAAAUAACAUUGGUAAUCCUAUAAAUAACCACACUGUAGUCAUGUUUCAGCCGAACUGUCUAACCUUGAUUAUUAUCACAGGCGUCAUUCAGCCUGUUGAAAGAGAGAAAUUAUAGUUUGGUAUCAUUGUGUUCACCACACUGAAUAUAGACAAUAGGGAACUAAGGAAAGAGACACCUGAGAGACUCCGAAAGUGUGUGUGUGUGUGUAUUGUCAGGAUUUCACUCUCACAGACACUGAACAGGAUUGUUUUGCAAAAUUCUGAUGGAAACUGUUGUUUUUUUCCAAAUCUACAAGUUGCACAAUGUACCAAAGAGAGUCAUGUUUGUAUUCCUGUAAUAGCUAGUUCUCUUGGGCAUGAGGUAAUGGGUAAAACAUGAGGCAUUACAGUCUUGCAUAAGUUGAACAAGUCAUCUUAAUGUUUUAAAUAUUUUGUCUCUCUCUGAAAUCAUGUACAAUAACCUACCAGGAGCCUGUCUACAUGAUCUACUUCGCAUACAAGGGGGUUACCUUUUUGUCAAACUGUUGCAUUCAGUACAUCUUUUCUUUUUUGAAUAGAAAUAAUAACAGGUUGAUUGGUUCCCAAAAUAAAAAAUGAUCAAAAUGCGAAAGUUAAAGAGGCUCUGAAUGUCGAUCACCAUAAUAACAGCAAGUAUAUAAUGGAAGGGGAAAUCACGUCCGUGUCACAUAAAGUUACUUUAUGCACACUGAGUAAUUUUGCAGUUGACUUUCAUCAAUGUUUAGAAACAUAAUUAGUAGAUUAGAUACAGUA